AUGCUGUACCUUUUCUAUCGAGCCAAGACAGGCUGUACUGUAGUCAAACAUGAAGCAGGAACUGGGGCUUUGCAAUUGGACUGGGCUGUCGAUGCUGGCUCUACCUGCCUUGUGGUGGCCAGCAAUGCAAUCCGCGAUCACCUUCGGUCAAAGGGCUGCCAAGCAACGAUGCUCACAGUUCCAGAGGUCAAAGGUCUCGAAUUUGACUUGGUCAUCCUGAUCCAUGUGCUGGGCGGUUCCUCCCACCCGUGGGCCAUCGGCGAGCUUGCAGACGAGAACUCCGAAGGAUCUCAAAUGGCACUUUUUGCCGCCACGUCUGACCCAGGUGAUGUGUUUCUGAAACACAGCGAUGUGUUCUAUCAGAUGGUGCCGGCCAUUCAUGAGCUCAAGAUCUUAUACACAGCCAUUACUCGAGCCAGGUUUGGUUGUGUACUCCUGGAAACGACGGCAAAGGCACCCUGGAGUCCGUUGCUCAGACACUGGACGCAGGAAGGCGCUGUCGAGUAUGUCGACAGUUUGACUGCCUAUGUUCACAGAGUAGAGACUGGGACGACCAGGGCCUCUCCAACUUUGCCGACACUUGAGGACUUGAAUGUCUGCCCAGCUUGCCAGGCUGCUUCAGAUUCCGACAGCGGAGCGGGUCCGAUCUCUUUACCAGAGAUGGUGUUUUGGCUGGAGGCCGAAAUGGAGGCGCGAGAAGGAAGGCAGCAUCGACGAGCUCGAGUGAUGCUGCGGGGUGAGCUGCAGAGGCUUGAAGAGAAUCGACCCUUGGAUGCUGGCUUUUGUCAAGCCUUCUGCCAGUCUCAUGGCAUGAUGAUUGAACCUGUUUUUGAGUGGAGGAAAGCGGACCAGGUGUCAGAGGUGCCGAAAAGGCCAAAGGUGGUUCAAACAGCCAGCAGCUGCAGCACGGAGAGUACCAGCGGCGAUGUCCCUUCACUGGUGGUAUUCAUGAGGCAGCACUUUCAGGAGAGGCCAGUCGAAGACUUGCGGAUCUCCUUGUCGGAGGUGCAGGGGCAUGCGAAGCAGCUUUUGAUGCACGCGUUGGAUGCCCGCCACGAGCGUUUGGAGAUCUUCGAAGAGGCAACCCAGGCGGCGCGGCGCGGUCUCACCUUGGCAGACAUGGUGCUGCGGGUGCAGCUGCAGAACGGAGGGCGAGAGCAUGCUCCUCGGCAGCUUUGGAGUCCUCCGCAAAUGAGAAGCACAAGUGCUUGGAAAGAUGUUUUGGCUGUUUUGUUGCAGGCAGCCUCGGGCCCCAAACGCAGGUCUCCUCUGGCCAAAUUGAGGAAAAUCGUGCUGUGGGAGCAGAUCUUUUCUUUUCUGGUGUCCCAUGCAGGGUGCUUGUAUGACCAGGUCUGCUUAAUUGCAGAGCGGGUGGCUGAGCAUGCAGCCGUUCGCCACGCCCUGCUCCAAAUUCUGGUAGCAUCCAAAGCAGGGUACAAGUGGGUCUCUGCGCCGCGACACAUCAACCUCAGCAUAUGCAAAGAGCACCUGGAGGAGCGAGGGAGGCUGCUCUCACUGCAUGCUGUGCGCCCUUCUUGGAAAGUAUGGCAGCAGAAUUGGCACAGACGUGCGGCGUUGGUGACCUACGUUGCAUGGAUGUCCUUAGCCAAAUAUGGCCGGUGUGAAUGUGGUCGCAAAGACGAGACGUUCGAACGCUGCAGGUGCAUGCAAGGGGAUGGCUGGAGGCACUGGAGGCACAGGACUCAUGGCAGAUGGAAGCAUUUGGUGCUUGGCUGUCAUGCGCUUGAGGCGUUUCAGAAGCUUGAAGCUUUGGAGGCACAACACUUGCAACAUCCCCGACUUGAGCACCUUUGCCGCGAGCUGAAGGUGGACCUGUGGCGAGUGCGCGAGGCCGAUUUUCGGUGGCUCUGGCGGAAGGCAGACGAGGAGCUGGAGGCCGCGGAGCAGCUGCUGAAGCUGCAGCUUCCGAAGAUUCAGAAGCAUUUAUCCUACUGCUUUGAGGCUGGCCGCAUGUUCCUCUUCGCGGGAGACGUGGAGCAUGCCUCGGAGGCCACCACAGAGGCCGGCACAUUUGUGAAAGAGCUCUUGGAGACGAGGAAUGUUGACUGGCAUGGCCCGGUGAAGAAGGAUGUUGCCUCCAUCGAGAACCACUUUCAGUCGCCCAGGUGGGCCGCUUGGUGUUGGACCUUUUUGGCCAUGGGCGACCAGCAGCGCAUCGCAGCUCCAGAAGCCUGGCGCCAAGCAGCGGCGGCUUUCCGUGACCUGUCGGACAUGCAUCGGGCGGCGGUGUGCUCCAUGCAGGGUCACAAGUGGCAGGAGGCUUUGACUUGCCUGACUUCACAUAGCAGAUUCCAGCUCGAUACCAUGGGAGGCAUCAUCGCGGCAUCCUGUGCCAGUGCCAUGUUGCCCAAAGCUGGCUAAGCAUGAGAGAGCAACGCCCAA
This is a messenger RNA of Durusdinium trenchii, 2403 nucleotides long. Lineage: Eukaryota; Dinophyceae; Suessiales; Symbiodiniaceae. The record is from the annotation of a GenBank genome assembly.